Melampsora larici-populina 98AG31 is the source of this 318-nucleotide messenger RNA. RefSeq lists its product as uncharacterized. Lineage: Eukaryota; Fungi; Basidiomycota; Pucciniomycetes; Pucciniales; Melampsoraceae. The coding region runs from base 1 to 318 and encodes 105 amino acids. Gene Ontology annotation, biological process: mitochondrial electron transport, cytochrome c to oxygen; mitochondrial electron transport, ubiquinol to cytochrome c. Gene Ontology annotation, cellular component: mitochondrial intermembrane space. The record is from RefSeq and is a predicted model, not a curated record. The transcript is spliced from 5 exons. Gene Ontology annotation, molecular function: heme binding; electron transfer activity.
AUGGGUGGUGAUGCUUCAGCUGGUGCUGGUCUUUUUAAGACUCGAUGUGCUCAAUGUCAUACCUUAGGUAAAGGUGAACCUCACAAGGUUGGACCUAACCUUCACGGUCUAUUUGGUCGAAAGACUGGUCAAGCUGCUGGUUACGGAUACACUGAAGCUAACAUCAAAAAAGGUGUGACUUGGAACGAGGAAACUUUGAUGGUUUACCUCUUAGACCCUAAAAAGUACAUUCCUGGUACUAAGAUGGCCUUUGCUGGUUUAAAGAAAGAGAAAGACCGUGCCAACAUCAUCGCUUACCUCAAGGAUGCUACUGCCUAA